Molecule: messenger RNA, 738 nt
Organism: Annulohypoxylon maeteangense
Lineage: Eukaryota; Fungi; Ascomycota; Sordariomycetes; Xylariales; Hypoxylaceae
Exons: 1
Coding region: 1-738 (245 amino acids)
Source: RefSeq, a predicted model, not a curated record
AUGAAUGAUAUCGUGGAAAUUGGCCCCUGGACGCCUCAGAAGAAGCUGUUUGAUACCCUUGAAAAGCGUUCGAACCGCGACCUUGAUAUGAUUAAACGUCUAAUGCAUACAUUAGACUUGUCUUACGAUUUUUUCGACAAUAAAGAAGGCUUAAAACUGCUGUACGACAUUGGCUCUCAUAGGUUUUGCGUAUGGGUUGAAGUGGAUUUUCUGCCUAUCCGGCCCUAUAACGCCGUGAUACGUGCGUCAUCAAUCGAGGAGUGGUUUUUUGGCUCGAGGAUAACCAUCGGCCAGGUCCCGAAAAUCCUGCGAUACUUCAACAAGGAGCCGCCUAAGGUGUGGAACAAUUUCAUGGAGUUUUAUGCCGGAGAAAUUCCUCCUUUUAAUGUCCAACCCCAUCUGUAUACGGAUCCGCUCUUCAUAUUGAAGAUCUAUAUUUGGUUACUUCAUGAAGUAGCAGACUGCCAAGAUCAUUUUUACGAUUUCAGCUUACAGCUCGCUGGAUACGGGAGCCCUCACGGUAUUCUGAGCAUCUUCGUCGCCUUAAUGGAUGGUCACGCUUGUCCCAUUUGCCACGUUCGUGUUCUUGAACGCGUGAAGGAGCUUCUUCCAGAACUGCCCCUGGAACUUGUGGAUGUACUAUUCUCCGCCGUUCCAGCUACCCAUAGAUCUUCCGAAACCACUGACCCAAUAUGGUUGCCACCGCAAUCGAUUGAGAUCGAUGCCUUAAUGCGUUGA